AACUAGUUUCACAUCUCUUAAUAGCCAAUGUUUUCUUCAGGUAUACCCGCCUCGGCGGAGGUAGAAAAUAACUCCAAUCAGAAGAAGUACACCGUGAACCGUGGCCGACCCAGCAAGAGCGUCGUAAUAUCACGGCCACUCUGCGUACUCAUGGCUAUCGGUGCGUUGUUAUUGGCCCUUUUGGUGGGCUUGGUGGUGUUCUUCUUGGCCCCAAGGGAAUGCGCGGCAGGGGAUGAGGCGCCAUCGGCGCUGACCAAAGCGGUGGAUAGCGUAGUAGGAGCGAUGAGGAUCAGUGAGGAUGACGUUGAUGAACGGUUGCCGAGGAGUAUCAGGCCCACGCAUUACAGGAUACGAAUAGUACCCUACCUGAACUCCUCCAGCACCUCAGGAUUGGUUUCGAUGGUACUUAAAGCAGAAGAAGACACCAGUGAGAUCAUCUUUCAUGCGAGAAACAUCUCCAUAGACAAGCAUUCCGUUAGUGUUAGAAAAAGUUCUAGUCAGAUAAAGAUUAACGCACAAGACUACGCUGAGGGCGAUAAGUACAAGAUACGAUUGGACGAAACACUUUCUAAAGGUGACGAAUGUGAAUUGUCCCUUGGUUAUACUGGGAUACUGGAUAGGCACCUUAAGGGUUUCUACAAGGGGAAGUAUGUUACUGCAAGGAAUAAUGAGAGUUACUUCGCAAGUACGCAGUUCUCUCCUACAGAUGCAAGAAAGGCUUUUCCGUGCUUUGACGAGCCAUAUUUCAAAGCAAAGUUUAUCAUCAGUUUGGCAAGGCCGUUCAAUAUGACCACUUUAUCCAAUAUGCCAUUAGGAAAAUACGAGGCAUAUGAAAACGACAAAACUUGGUACUGGGACGUCUACCCCGAAACCCCGGACAUGCCAACUUACCUACUGGCUUUCAUGGUAUCCGAGUUGCAAUCUGAACAGUCGACAGACACUCGAAUCAAGUUGUGGGCUAGAAGCGACUUGACUCAAUUCACUGCGUACGCAGGUGAUUUGGCUCCGAAAAUACUCAAGUACUUCGAAGAGUACUUUGGUACUAGCUUUCCACUGCCGAAGAUGGAUAUUGUUGCUGUACCUGAGUUUGGAUUUAGUGCCAUGGAGAACUGGGGACUCAUCACGUUUAGGGAAAACGUUCUUCUAGUCGACCCGGCUACCUCAACAAAUAGCGACAAGAGAGAAACGGCAAUGGUUCUGGGUCACGAGAUUGCUCACCAGUGGUUUGGAAAUCUCGUCUCACCAAAAUGGUGGAACGACCUUUGGUUGAAAGAGGGAUUUGCCACAUACUUGGAAUACUUCGGGGUUAACUCUGCCAACCCAGAUUGGAAGAUUGUGGAAGAAUUUCUACUUUCUGAGACACAACGUGCGAUGGGUGUAGAUGCUUUGGAAUCAGCAAGAGCUAUUUCCUUCGAAGUAAAAAAUAGCAAGCAGAUCAGGCAAUCUUUUGACGAUAUUUCCUAUGCUAAGGGAGCAUGUAUCAUAAGAAUGAUGAACAACUUCCUCGGAGAAGCAGUAUUCAAAAAGGGACUGAUAAACUUCCUUCACAAAUAUCAAUAUGGCGUUGCAGACAGAGAAGAGCUUUUCUCGUCUUUAACAGAGGAAGCGCAAAAAGAUGGUGUACUACCGCCAAAUGUCACUGUGGGCGAAAUAAUGGCAACAUGGACUGACAGACCAGGUUUUCCUGUCGUACAUAGCAUUGCAGAUUAUGUCAGCAACAGGUUGCUUAUCUCUCAGAAACGCUUCUUCUUGAGUGGCAAACAAGAAAAAUCAUCCUGGUGGAUCCCCAUAUCAUUCACAACCAAGAAGCUGUUGGACGAAACUGCAGAUUUCUCCGAAACAAAACCGAAAUUCUGGAUGCGCGGCGAAUCCCAAAUCGAAGAAGAGGCAGACUUGAGGAAUAUCAGCUGGUACUUACUCAACGUCAACCACACAGGUAUACUUCAUCGUCAACUAUGACGAAAAGAACUGGCGAGCGCUAUCUGAUAACAUCAUGAAUCUACCUCCAUUGACUAGAGCUCAGCUGAUCAGUGAUUCAAUGGACUUGGCCAGAGCUAGUUUGAUCAGCUACGAUAUUCCUUUAAGGAUGAUAGCACGGAUGGCUACGCAGGAUAAAAUGAUUAUGAUCAUACCCACGUUAGCGACAUUCGAGAAACUUAAGUUUUUGAAUAACAUUUUGUACACCACGCCGGCAUUUGGAUUGUUUGAGGAGUUCCAUAACAAAAUAUUCAAAAGAACGUAUAGUCUAGUGACACAGUUUGAGAACCUGGUAGAUGUUUACAUAACGAACAGAAUUCGCAGUGUCGUUUUAGAAUGGUCUUGUCGCAGUUCAAUCUCAAAAUGCGCACAUGAAGCAAGGAGUAGGUUCAGAGAAAGGAUGAUUCAUAAUACUGUCAUAAAUCCAGAAGUUCGAUCCAUAGUUUACUGCACAGCCAUCAGGGAAGGCGGUGACAUUGAGUGGAAAUGGGCAUAUAGAAGGUUCUUGGAUACUCCCUCAAUCUCUGAGAAGAACAUUAUCCUAGGGUGCUUUGGGUUGCACCAAGCAGAAAUGGUUACUCUCCAGAUACUUGGACUCUUUGAUUGCUGGGUCCAGUAUCCGCGUUCAAGAUGCUGAAAAGGUAUUCACUGCAGUGGCGUCGAAUCCUGACGGGAUGCAGAUUGCCUUCGACUUUUUGAGGAAGAAUUGGGACGCUCUACUGUAUAGAUAUGGAGAUGGAUUCAGCAUUAUUGCAAAGAUGAUCAGAGCUGUGGGAACGCACAUGAGUACAGAGUUCCAUUUGACUGAGUUCCAGAGAUUCAGAGACAGCAUAAGACAGAACAUCAGUACCACAGCCAGCGCAUUUGAUUUGGCCAUAGAACAAGUCAAGGCUAACGUCAAUUGGAUGGAGAGAAAUUAUGAAGAAGUUGAGAGUUGGCUCCAGCAGCACAGAGAUUACUUUGACUUUGUAUAGAGAUAUCAAUAUUAUUAGAUUAAGUUCAUUGUUACAAGCUUUAAUACUUUUUUAUUGUUAGCCGACUUCAUUUGGGUAUGAUUGCCGAAAAGUAUUGUUUAAUCAUUUCUACUCAUUAAAUGGUGUCUCAAUAAGAGCGCCGAAUUUUAUUUUCAAGAAAAACACAUAGCCCCAGAGGAAGAAGUCUAUUGGCGUUAGAUCGCACGAUCUUGGUGGCCAAACCGAGAGAUGACACGGUCUGAAACCUUGGUCCGCAUAAACACUAUUGUUUCGCGUGCUGUGUGGCAGGUCGCACCGUCAUGUUGGAAGAAUAUAAUAUCCUCCACGUCAAUUCGAUCCAACUGGGGCCACAAAAACUCGUUUAACAUUCCGCGAUACCGCACACCACUAACAGCUAUCACUCCGCCACUCUACAAUGCGCACCAAACAGUAACUCGCGGCGGAUGCAUUGGUUGUUCAAUCAUUGCACGAGGGUUUCCAGAACCCCAAAUUCGGCAGUUCUGCCUAUUGACGUACUGCGUUCAGUUGAAAAUGUGCCUCAUCAGAGAAAAUGAUUUUCUUCGAGAAAUCCGCAUCAAUUUGGUGAUGCUCCAGCGCCCAAUCAAGGAAUUCACGGCGCUGCGCAUGGUCCGUUGGAUUGAGUUCUUGAGUCAGUUGAACCUUGUACGCAUGUAGCACAGAUCUUCUGUCAAAAUUCGUUGCAGAGUGGUUUUGGUAUGAUUCAAUUCUUGGCCACGACGCCGAAUGGAAGUGCCUGGAUUUUCGGCCACACUUUCCCGCACUGCGACUAUAUUUUCGAGGGACCGACCAGGACGGCGACGAACAGUGGUCUUCACAUUCAGCAACGUGAAUUUUGUUUCAAAUUUUGCUAUUAAACGGCGAACUGUCGACUCAUUUGUCGCAUUAUUGUGACCGAAAAUUGUACGUAAUUUGCGAACUCUUUCCGCGUGAUUUUCUCCAUUUUUGUAGUGAGUUUUCACAAUGAUUAAACAUUGCAAGUUUGAAUACAGCUCCAUGACGUCUAAUCGCGUGGUCUGGACAUGAGAGCUAUCAUCAAGACCACCAUUUCUACAAGAAAAAAUGGUGGCAAAUUCAAAUCCGGCGCUCUUGUUGAGACACCCUUUAUAAUUAUACAUUUUCAUUGUGCUUAGGUAAAAAUAUUUUUUUAUUAGAGAUGAAUCUGGGAUAGUAAGUCAUGAAUAAAGAACUUGCGCAGCUCAUUUCACAAGACUAUAUCCGUUAAUCCACCCGACGACAUGGAUUAAACAAUACAGUCUGGUAAAAUUAGCAAGUUUACUAGGGAAACACCAACUAUGUUUAGUUGAAAUAUUGUAUUUUGCACUAUUAAAAAUACGUGUUUCGCAAAAAAAUGCAAAUUCUACGUGACUACCCAUGGCUACGCACCUUACUUUGGGUCAAGUAACAUCACUGCUUUUCACUUCAUCGUUGUAUGUUUUAAUUUUAUUUAUUUUCCAUUUACUUGUUAUUGUCCAAAUGUAAAUUACAUUUUAGUGAAUAGAAAUACCAAGCCUUUAUACAGAUUAAUAGUGGUACAUUAAUGUUUGUACUAGUUUAUGAAACUGCCCAAGGGAAGUUGUCAUUUUUGCUAACGAUUCAGUAUUUUUCUAUCUAAGCUACUUUAUAGUAGGAAAGAAUCAAGUCAAUACCAAAUUCAUAUAGACAGAUUUUUAUAUAAAUUUUGUAUGUCAAAUGUACCACUAUGAUGAAGAAGAGGCAAAGAUUUAGUGUAGAGCUUCACAGCUAUCGCUUUAGGAGGAUUUUAAGUGAACGACUUGCUGAUUAGUUUCAUAAGAACACGCACAUAGAAAAUAUAACAACUUUAUUGAUAAAAAGUAUAUAUAAUAUCCUAAAUGUGAUAUAAACAUUAAUAUAGUGUUAGUUCAUUACUUAUCCUAGUCAGGCAAGAAUAACUACAUCUAAAAAUUAUCGUAAUAAAUAUCAUAAAUUAUAAAUAGCAAAAUACCGAAAUUAUAUACAAAUUAAAAUGUUACAAUAAGAUUGUCAAAAAAUUGUAAAAAUAAAAUUUAAAUCGGAAUAAAGAUGUGGAUGCGAGAAGCUAGCUUUAUUUUACUCUAAGAAAAUCAGAAAUGUAGAAUAAUACUUCGGGCAGGUAUAAAAACUUUCAUGAUUCAACACUCCUUUACAGCUAAAUCUUAAACAAGUUUCAUCCUG
Messenger RNA from Acanthoscelides obtectus, 5144 nucleotides. The record is from the annotation of a GenBank genome assembly. NCBI's taxonomy places the organism in Eukaryota, Metazoa, Arthropoda, Insecta, Coleoptera, Chrysomelidae.